Nicotiana tabacum (common tobacco) is the source of this 309-nucleotide messenger RNA. The record is from RefSeq and is a predicted model, not a curated record. NCBI's taxonomy places the organism in Eukaryota, Viridiplantae, Streptophyta, Magnoliopsida, Solanales, Solanaceae.
AUGGUUGACCGCUCCGUCUUCCAGGCCGAGCUGGAGAAAGCCCAAAAGGAUGCUUUGAAAGCUAAACAAGACCAUGACCUUCUUGUUGAAGAGUUAAAAGUCCAGAAGAAAAUAACCUUGAUCGACCAACUUAGGUCUGAGAUGGAUGAGGUCAAGACUUCAGCUGACGAGCUGAGGGGCAAAAUGGACCUCCUAGCAUCGGAGCAAGAUGCCACCAAAGAGGACCUGACAUCGACCAAAGUUCAACUCCGAGUGAUGAGAGAGAAGGCCGACAAAUGGUCUCAACUGAAUGAGGAUCCUUGGGCAUAG